GAUUCAUACUAAAGCAACCACGUCCCCAUCAGAAAAGAAGGAGGGGGCAAGGAAAGAGGCUGGGAAAGAAGGGAGGGACAAGAGUAGUAAGUAAGUGAGAGAGAGAGAGAGAAGAGGGCUCCAGAUCGCCAAGUAAGCAGAAAAAGAACAAAAAAAAAACAAACCCCAGGAAUUCGAGAGAAGAACCAGACAACCACUUCCACAGAACAAACCCCCCAACUCCAGCCUGCUCCUGCUCCUGAAACCUAAGGGGGAAACGAGGCAGAACAAAGGAGCCCAGAGAGAGAAGAGACAGAGACCCUAGGGGUGUGGGGGGAUUUAAGGGGGGCACAAGACUCAGAGUACCAACAGAGAGAUUCCCAAAAGUUGCCCAGAAUUGGGAGUGAACCAUGUUCUGUGGCCCUAGCCCCGACGGGAGCCUGCUUCUCUCUCUCCUCACUCUCAGCACAGCCCUCAUCUCCCUCUGCUCCGCAGACAGCAACUUUAGCCCUGAAGCUUGGCUCCAGCAAUAUGGCUACCUACCACCUGGAGAUCUGCGUACCCACACCCAGCGCUCUCCCCAGUCCCUCUCCACUGCUAUUGCUGCCAUGCAGAGGUUCUACGGGCUGCGUGUGACAGGCACUGCUGAUGGAGACACCAUGAAGGCCAUGAAGCGCCCCAGAUGUGGUGUUCCAGACAAGUUUGGAGCAGAAAUCAAGGCCAACGUGCGGAGGAAGCGCUAUGCCAUCCAGGGUCUAAAAUGGCAACACAAUGAAAUCACAUUCUGCAUCCAGAAUUACACACCCAAAGUAGGUGAACAUGCCACAUUCGAAGCUAUCCGAAAAGCCUUCAAAGUGUGGGAGGGGGCCACACCUCUACGCUUCCGAGAGGUACCCUAUUCCUACAUACGAGAGGGCCACGAGAAGCAAGCCGACAUCAUGAUCUUCUUUGCCGAGGGCUUUCACGGUGACAGCACACCCUUUGAUGGGGAAGGUGGCUUCUUAGCCCACGCAUACUUUCCUGGCCCUAACAUUGGUGGGGACACUCACUUUGAUUCAGCUGAGCCCUGGACUGUCCAAAAUGAGGAUCUCAAUGGGAAUGACAUUUUCCUGGUAGCUGUACAUGAACUGGGACAUGCACUGGGUCUGGAGCACUCCAAUGACCCUUCUGCCAUCAUGGCCCCCUUCUACCAGUGGAUGGACACAGAGAAUUUUGUACUUCCUGAGGAUGACCGUCGUGGCAUCCAGCAACUCUAUGGGAGUAAGUCUGCACCCCCCACCAAGAAUCCUUCACAGCCCAGGACCACCUCCAGGCCUUCUGUCCCAGGCAAGCCCAAAAACCCCACCUAUGGGCCUAACAUCUGUGAUGGCAACUUUGACACAGUGGCUGUGCUUCGGGGGGAGAUGUUUGUCUUCAAGGAACGGUGGUUCUGGCGAGUUCGGAAUAACCAGGUGAUGGAUGGGUACCCAAUGCCCAUCGGUCAGUUCUGGAGGGGCCUGCCUGCUUCUGUCAACACAGCUUAUGAAAGAAAGGAUGGCAAAUUUGUCUUCUUCAAAGGAGACAAGCACUGGGUAUUUGAUGAGGCCUCCCUGGAACCCGGCUACCCCAAGCACAUUAAAGAGCUGGGACGGGGCCUGCCAACUGACAAGAUCGAUGCAGCACUUUUCUGGAUGCCCAGUGGAAAGACUUACUUCUUCCGAGGAAACAAGUACUACCGAUUCAAUGAGGAGUUCCGUUCAGUGGACAGCGAGUAUCCCAAAGAUAUCAAAGUCUGGGAAGGAAUCCCUGAGUCACCCAGGGGAUCAUUCAUGGGCAGUGAUGAAGCUUUUACCUAUUUCUAUAAGGGAAAUAAAUACUGGAAAUUCAAUAACCAGAAGCUGAAAGUGGAGCCAGGCUACCCCAAAUCAGCUCUUCAGGAUUGGAUGGGCUGCCCCUCUGGGGGCCGACCAGAGGAGACGGAUGAAGAGACUGAAGUGAUCAUCAUCGAGGUGGAUGAGGAGGGCAGUGGGUCAGUGAAUGCAGCUGCUGUAGUGCUCCCCAUUCUCCUGCUCCUCUGUGUCAUUGCUGUUGGCCUAGCUGUCUUCUUCUUAAAACGCCAUGGAACCCCCAAAAAGCUGCUCUACUGCCAGCGUUCCCUGCUGGACAAGGUCUGACCCCCCUCCAACAGGCUGGGGGGCUGGCACCCCUCCCCUGCCCACCCCCACCACACAGACUUUGCCUCUGGGGGCCAGGGGCUACAGGUAUAGGGGGAGGGAUGUUCCCAUAUUUCCCCAUGGUUUCCUUGAUGUCCCACAACCCUCCUUUUGUCCCCUCCAUUCCCUAAUCCCUUUGUUUGUGCCUUUCCCCUCCCUCUGCUCCCCUCACUUCAUUACUACACAGGUCCCUAGGGUACUGAACAUCAGUAGCAUCAUAGAGGCCCCCUGCCUCCCUUUGGGGAGCUUUCCUCCUUGGUGCCACCCUUCCCUGCUGGUCAUCCUGGGGGCUCUUCACUUGAAGGCUAGGACUCUCUGACCUCCCUGGUGAAGGUCAAAGUCUGGGUCAUCUGCUCCUUUUCCUUUCCUAGACAUACCUUGCACCUCUGAACUUUAACCUCAGGAGGCUCCAGCCCCACAGACCCCAGGUCUGCCUAGUUGGCAGCCUCUCAUCAUCUUUUCUGGCUAAAAUGAAUCUCAGUAAGGAAAGAGGAGAAGGCCCUGAGGGAAUCUGUAAGGGUAGAGAUGAUGAAGUCAGGUGAGAAGAGACAUCUUAUUCCCAGGGCUGUCCAUCCCAAACCCCUGGGACUGGAACACAAAGGAAAGCAGGGUGGCCAUUUGGCUUUCAGUAUUGCUAGGUCAAUCCAUCUCCCUCCCUAAGGGAAUCAUCUGUUUCUUUCCCACUCAUCUGUUCACUCCAAGGAAUUUCUUUGCAAGGCAAAAAGCUUGAACUUUUAAGAGAUAAACUUGGGAGGGGAGGAAUUCUCAGCUGCCCCACUUACCGUCUCCCCAGCUCUGUCCUUGCUCAGCCCCCUUCCAAACCUUAACCUUGGGUUUGGGAAACCAAGGUUGGAAGAGCCAUAGGGUAGCUACUGAGGAUAGGGAUGGGACAAAGGAGAGAGGGCAGAGUCAUGGAAACUCAGGGGUGUAGCUAUAUAUAGAAAGAAGAGACUGGGAAAAGGAUCAAUGGCCCAGUAAUGGACAUGGAGAGACUGUUAACAAUGGAAGCAAGAGCCACAUAGUGGAGCUGGGGCUGGGACCCAGGGACGGACGGGGUAGGAGGAAAGGGGAACAGUAGAUUCAGAGAAGAUAAAGUGAAGAAAUCAAACAAAGACCAAACUGGGAAAUGUAGCUGGUGCCAAGGCUGGGGGCUAGCAUUGUCUGACUAGAGAGGAGUUCUCUGAUCAGUGUGGGCAUUGAGGAAGGCUUGAGAAAGGGGCUGGUUUAGGGAGAAGAGAUUCUUUUUUUUUUUUAAUUGGUCCCCACAACUUCACAUGUGAGCAGGACCCAGGGAAAGGUCCUCUAGGAAAGCCAGGGUAAGGGGAAUGAAGAAUAAUAGAGCAAGGACAAUGAGAGAGCUCCUAGAAAUGGUAAUAAUGGCCUGAGCUCAGAUGGAACACAUUAGAUACUGCCCAGUGAAAACCUCUUAGAGGUUUGGUCUUGAUGCUGAGGGCCCAGGCUCUGACCCAAAAUGGGUAGGACAAAUCUUGGCCAUGCUGAGAAGAUCUGAGCAGUCUCAGUCUCCUGAGCAGUCAGGAGGAAGGACUGGGAUCUAGCUCUCAGUCCUGGGUGUUUCUGGGAUGCCAAUAGUGCACCUUCACACCCAUGAUUCCUCUCACCCCUUAACCUUAGUAUUACCCCCUCCUUGUCUUGGACUUCCCCUACCCUUUCCCCACCCAAUUUGUCCAUUUCCAAUCUCCUUCAGCCACCAGAGGGUGGAUAUGGUACUGGGGGACUUGGGAGAGGGAGGAACCCCGUGGGGAAGGGGAAAAGGGAGAGAGGGUGGGGGGGAGAGGGAAAGGGUGGGAGGGCAUCAUGGGGAUGGGGUAAACGGUGCUGGCAGUUCGGCUAAAUUUCUGUUUCUUGUUUGUUUUUUUUUUGUUUUUUAAUGUAUAUUUUUAUUAUAAUUAUUAUAUGAUUCAAUUAAAAUAGUUCCUUUUUGUUAACAAAGGGCUUGGGAAGUGGAGGGGGGUUGGGGGAGGGAAAGAGGGAAUUUUGACCCAGGAACCUGCAGGGCGGGUCUGGGUCAGUCCCCUCUGAGGAGAACAUUUUUUAAAUCCUUCAAUGUUUCCAUAAAAAAAAAUAAAAAUGUUUCACAUUC
Monodelphis domestica (gray short-tailed opossum) is the source of this 4272-nucleotide messenger RNA. RefSeq names its product matrix metallopeptidase 14 (gene MMP14). The record is from RefSeq and is a predicted model, not a curated record. Gene Ontology annotation, cellular component: extracellular matrix; plasma membrane. Gene Ontology annotation, molecular function: zinc ion binding; metalloendopeptidase activity. NCBI's taxonomy places the organism in Eukaryota, Metazoa, Chordata, Mammalia, Didelphimorphia, Didelphidae. Gene Ontology annotation, biological process: extracellular matrix organization; skeletal system development; zymogen activation.